Messenger RNA from Gongylonema pulchrum, 117 nucleotides. Lineage: Eukaryota; Metazoa; Nematoda; Chromadorea; Rhabditida; Gongylonematidae. The record is from the annotation of a GenBank genome assembly.
ACAGCAACAGCAACAGCAACAGCAGCAGCAACAGCAACAGCAACAGCAACAGCAACAGCAACAGCAAUAGCAAUAGCAAUAGCAACAGCAGCAGCAGCUACUGUUAUUGUAAUAUGA